Molecule: messenger RNA, 1965 nt
Organism: Osmia lignaria (orchard mason bee)
Lineage: Eukaryota; Metazoa; Arthropoda; Insecta; Hymenoptera; Megachilidae
Source: RefSeq, a predicted model, not a curated record
UUUCACAUUAAUAUCCCUUGUAUCAAGAAACACUCGUGUAUGGACGUGUAAAAAACCAUCACAAAACUUCUUCCUGUUGUUCAAAUAACGGUGCUUCCAAAAGACUACGUUCAGCUUCGUGCAUCAUUCUAAAGACAGUUAAAAAAGAAGCGCAAGUCUUAAGGUCUCUGAAGAAAACCAUUCGCUUUGGAUUUCAUAAUAUAAAAACAAUGAAUUGUUAGUAAGAGAAAAGAAAAAGUAUGGAAACGACACGGUGUAUCUCUGUUAUAAUCUGGUUUAUGAAACACGUGGAGAGGAUACAUGAUAUACAGCUGUCUGCUUUCUGAUAUACCAUAAACCUGAAUUGACAUUAAGGAUUAGCGUGGAACGAUGAGAUAUUUUCUGAUUAACAUGAAAUUUCUACAUCGUCCAAGGUGUCGGUAUUGCAAUGUUGGAUGAGUAAAAUUGUGAGAAACGGGAAAAUGGAUUUCUCUUUGCGUCACACGGCAAACACGCGGUACCAGAUUAAAGGAUUAGCGUUUAAACCGCCUGCACCAGUUAAACGACUCGUGCGAGGAAUAUUGAAGCAACUUUGUAGAAAAAUUAUAAUGAUUAUUCCAAAUUUCUACAGCUCGUCAUCAAAAUAUGUACUGACAAUGAGAGUUAUUGUAUUUUUUCCUUCUAGAUCUCCAUAAAUACAUACAUAUUUAUAUAUAAUGAUAACAAAUGAAGACGAAUGGUUGAUCGCGAAGCGUUUGUCAAAUUCUGGGCAAUCGACAGAACAACGUGAGAUUUUUCGGCAAAAGAUGGAUUAACAAAUUUCCACCAUACGCGUUUGUAAGUUGGAUCGAGAGGAUCGUGAUGAUCAGUCAAUGGCGAUCGAUAAUGGACAACCUGAGCGACAUUUAUUAUCUCGUGCAGUUGAUUGUCCGUCAAGUUUUCAUCUACUUACGAAUUCUUUUGUAUUCUUUCCAGGACUUGAUUCUACAGAAAUUCUUCUGGAUCGCCGCAAUCAACGAUGACUUCGACGCUUCGGACACGAGAUUUCGUGGUUUAACGUUUAGGAAUUUAACAGCUGAUAUUUUGGCAUUUUCCCUCCUCUGUAGCGUGCUCUUCAUCCUUGUAAUGUUUGCAUCCAAAUGCGAAAAGGACUGUCGACAAAUUUAUACUUCUGCCGGUAUAGAAACCAGAGUGACUGCAGGUCUCUCAGAAGAUCCUUACUGUGUUUCGAGCACGAGUUCAACAAACUGCUUCCACGCUUGCGGCGACUCGAUCUGCACACGUGGACGAAUUCCAAAAAGGAACUUCUCCGACGAGGACGUAAUCAGAGUUCGAUCAGCCAAGAAGAGAACUACGAGCAUCCCGAAAAGAUCAAUCUUUGGUUUAAAUAGCAUUCAACCGCAAAAUUCUCAGAGCACCCAAACGAUGGAGAGAAUAUAUCAGAAGAGCAGUCAAAAAUGGCUUAUCAGAAAAACCAGGAGCGGUCAAAUUUAUGGAAAAUAUCCUGUAUAGGAAUUAUACAUUGAGACAAAACUAAUAUCUAUUAGUCUAAACAUUCUUCAAGAAGAGAUAUUGCUGUAACACGUCUCGGUUGUUUCAACGUUACAGAUAAAUAAUUAACGACAGUUUAAACGUUAUCAGACAUAAGUUUUUAGAAACGUGAGCGAGCAUAAGUGUCUCAAUUUUUCCAAAAUUAUUUAAUUUGAUUGUCUUGUUGUUUAACAACCUUGUUGAUAGAUGACUCGUCUACUUUUACACACAUUCGUUUCGUAUCGUUUAUUUUUAUUGUAGGAAAAUUUUGAAAUUGAUGAAAUUUAUUUACACGAUUUUUAUGAAUCGUUUUGUUUCGAUGAAAUUUUGUUUUCACUUUUGUGACUGUAUUGAUCAUUUUAUUUAGUACUAUGGUCUUCGGUAUUUAAGCUCAGUAUUGAUUAAUAUUUUUCUACGAAUAAAGUUGAUUAAUUUACAAUCGGAAGUUGACUCGUU